Vespa velutina is the source of this 2286-nucleotide messenger RNA. It is a transcript of the gene crn, whose product is annotated as protein crooked neck. Lineage: Eukaryota; Metazoa; Arthropoda; Insecta; Hymenoptera; Vespidae. The record is from RefSeq and is a predicted model, not a curated record. The coding region runs from base 158 to 2224 and encodes 688 amino acids. Gene Ontology annotation, cellular component: precatalytic spliceosome; U2-type catalytic step 2 spliceosome; post-mRNA release spliceosomal complex. The transcript is spliced from 14 exons. Gene Ontology annotation, biological process: spliceosomal complex assembly; mRNA splicing, via spliceosome. Gene Ontology annotation, molecular function: protein binding.
GAAAUUCUGUUCUAUCUUCAACUAUCUAGCUAUAGGAUAUAACGUUAAUGAUCAUAUGCGGUUUGUACGGGCAAGAUCUAACUUGUUCUUAGGUUAUUUUUGCUUGGAUGUCGGCAAAAUAUUGUUUAUUCGAUUAGAAUAACGAUCGCUCAUCGUCAUGGAAAAAUCACAAAAAAUGCCCAAAGUGGCUAAGGUAAAAAACAAAGCACCAGCGGAAAUUCAAAUCACAGCAGAACAAUUGUUGAGAGAAGCAAAGGAAAGAGAUUUGGAAAUUUUACCUCCACCACCUAAGCAAAAAAUAUCAGAUCCUCAUGAAUUGGCCGAUUAUCAACAUCGAAAACGAAAGAUCUAUGAAGAUAAUAUACGUAAGAAUCGUAUGGUUAUAACGAAUUGGAUAAAAUAUGCCCAAUGGGAAGAAAGUCAGAAACAAAUACAGAGAGCAAGUCCAAUUUAUUUUAGAUCUAUAUAUGAACGUGCGUUGGACGUUGAUCACAGAAACAUUACAUUAUGGUUGAAGUACACCGAAAUGGAAAUGCGUAAUAGGCAAAUAAAUCAUGCCAGAAAUUUAUGGGAUCGUGCAGUCACUAUUUUACCUAGAGCUAAUCAAUUUUGGUACAAAUACACAUACAUGGAAGAAAUGCUCGAAAAUAUUGCCGGAGCACGUCAAGUUUUUGAGCGAUGGAUGGAAUGGGAACCUGACGAACAGGCAUGGCAAACAUAUAUUAAAUUUGAAUUACGAUAUAAAGAAAUACAAAGAGCAAGGGAGAUAUAUGAACGUUUUGUAAUGGUCCAUCCUGAUGUUAAACAUUGGAUAAAGUAUGCACGUUUUGAAGAAUCUCAUGGAUUCAUAAAUGGAGCGCGCAAAGUUUAUGAACGUGCUGUAAACUUCUUCGGAGAUGAGAGCUUAGAUGAAAGACUAUUUAUAGCAUUUGCAAGAUUUGAAGAAGGACAGAGAGAACAUGAUAGAGCAAGAAUAAUUUAUAAGUAUGCUUUGGACAAUAUUUCAAAAGAAAGAACAGAAGAAAUAUAUAAAGCAUAUACCAUACACGAAAAGAAGUAUGGAGAUCGUUCGGGAAUUGAAGAUGUUAUAGUUAGUAAAAGAAAAUAUCAAUAUGAACAAGAAGUCAAGGAAAAUCCUUCUAACUAUGAUGCUUGGUUCGAUUAUUUGAGAUUAGUAGAAUCUGAAGGAAAUCCCGAUGUUGUCAGAGAAACGUAUGAACGAGCUAUAGCAAAUGUCCCUCCUACUAAGGAGAAGCAAUAUUGGAGACGAUAUAUCUAUCUAUGGAUAAAUUACGCGUUGUACGAAGAACUUGACACGGAAGAUAUUGAUAGAUGUCGUCAAGUUUACAGAACCUGUUUAGAACUCAUUCCACAUAAACACUUCACUUUUUCUAAAAUAUGGCUAUUUUAUGCAUUUUUCGAAAUACGACAAAAGAAUUUGACUGUAGCAAGAAAAACAUUGGGUAUGGCAUUGGGUGUUUGUCCAAGAGAUAAAUUGUACCGUGGUUACAUUGAUUUAGAGAUACAACUUAGAGAAUUUGAUAGAUGCAGGAUUCUCUAUGAAAAAUUUCUUGAAUUUGGACCUGAAAACUGCACAACAUGGAUGAAAUUUGCAGAAUUAGAAACUUUAUUAGGAGACAUUGACCGUGCUAGAGCUAUUUAUGAAUUAGCUGUGUCUCAGCCAAGAUUGGAUAUGCCUGAACUUUUAUGGAAGUCAUAUAUAGAUUUUGAAAUAUCUCAGGAUGAAAUAGAAAACGCUAGGCAACUAUUUGAGAGAUUAUUAGAACGAACUCUUCAUGUCAAAGUUUGGAUAGCUUAUGCUAAAUUUGAAUUAGCUAAUUCUCCAUCAGAGGUUGAUGUUGAUAAUGUUACUUUAGCUCGCAGAAUUUUUGAACGUGGGAAUGAUGCAUUACGUUCAAACGGUGACAAAGAAAGUAGAGUAUUACUUUUGGAAGGAUGGAGAGAUUUCGAAAAUGAGAAAGGAGACGAAGAGAGUCAGACUAAAAUUAUUGCCAAAAUGCCUCGAAGAAUUAAACGAAGAAGACGCAUUGUCGGAGAAGAUGGAAAUGAUGGAUGGGAAGAAGUAUUCGACUUUGUAUUUCCAGAAGACGAAUCUCAAAGACCAAAUCUUAAAUUCUUGGCAUCAGCGAAAGCGUGGAUGAAACAAAAAAUUUCCAGUGAAACUGUUCAAAAUGAAAAUAAACAAUUAGAAUCGGACAAUUGAAAAUAAUCUAUAUCUUUUAUAUUAUUGCAAUAUUUAAAUUCUGUAAAAUAAAUAAGUAUUAG